CCACAAUUCACCAAACCUACCAGUUUAGUUUUUGCAAAACUUCUCUUCAGUCUUGAGCAAAAUGGCCACAGCAACAAAGCUACUGCUAACAGACCUCAUGUCCGGUGUGAACCAUGUCCCCUCAAACUACGUUAGGCCCAUCUCUGACCGUCCAAAUCUCCGUGAUGUUCAGAUAUCAGAUGCCUCCUCCAUUCCUCUCAUUGAUCUCAAGGACCUCCAUGGCCACAACCACUCUAAUAUUAUCAAACAGAUUGGCCUAGCUUGCCAAACUGAUGGUUUCUUUCAGGUGAAAAAUCAUGGGGUGCCAGAGGAAAUGAUCAAAGACAUGUCAAGUAUAGCAAGAAAGUUUUUCAAGUUGCCAGAGAGUGAAAGGUUGAAGAUGUACUCAGAUGACCCUUCAAAGACCACAAGGCUUUCCACUAGUUUCAAUGUCAGGACUGAAAAACUUUCCAACUGGAGGGACUUUCUGAGACUCCAUUGCUACCCUCUUGAAGAUUAUGUCCAAGAAUGGCCUAACAAUCCCCCAUCAUUCAG
Molecule: messenger RNA, 534 nt
Organism: Prunus mume (Japanese apricot)
Lineage: Eukaryota; Viridiplantae; Streptophyta; Magnoliopsida; Rosales; Rosaceae
Source: RefSeq, a predicted model, not a curated record